Molecule: messenger RNA, 878 nt
Organism: Sphaeroforma arctica JP610
Lineage: Eukaryota; Ichthyosporea; Ichthyophonida
Exons: 6
Biological process (GO): protein localization to membrane
Cellular component (GO): membrane
Source: RefSeq, a predicted model, not a curated record
CGAUGGCCAUGCUUGGAUUUCUAUCGCCCUCAUCGCGUGGAUCUUUCACACAGAUGUCUUUGGCGACAUUCGUGGUAAUGGGGGUGUUUGCCGGAUACUUCUCGGGCCGCCUUUACAAGACACUCAAGGGCAAGGAAUGGAAGAAGAGUGCUGCAUUGACCGCCGGGCUGUUUCCCACCAUCCUGCUGGUCACUGUGCUGACGCUGAACAUGUUAAUCUGGGGUCAGAAGUCGAGCGGGGCGGUGCCUGUGUCGGCCAUGAUUACGAUCAUCAUCAUCUGGGCGUCCGUCUUUCCGCUCGUGUUUCUGGGUUACUUCUUCGGCUACAGGAAAAACGCGUAUGACCAUCCCGUGAGGACCAAUCAAAUACCGCGGCAAGUCCCGGAGCAACAGUGGUACAUGAGCAUCCCAGCAGCAAUGCUGCUGGCCGGUACACUGCCCUUUGGAGCGACGUUCAUUGAGUUCUACUUCAUCUUCUCAGCCAUCUGGCAGAAUCAGAUCUACUAUUUGUUUGGCUUCCUGUUCCUGGUGUUCUUCAUCCUCAUCAUCUGCUGCUCUGAAGUCACCAUCUGCAUGGUCUACUUCCAGCUCUGUGCCGAGGACUACAACUGGUGGUGGCGGGCCAUCUGUGUGUCUGGUUCGUCUUCGCUGUACCUGGCGCUAUACGCCGUGUACUACUUUGUCGUGCGGCUGGAGAUCAGUGAGGUGGUACCUACCAUCAUGUACUUUGGCUACAGUGCACUCAUGGCCUUGUUCUUCUUCCUGAUGACGGCGACUAUCGGCUUCUACGCCACCUAUACCUUCCUCUGCAAGAUCUACGCCCAGGUGCGGGUGGAUUAACACCACACAUGAUUAGUAAAAAUGAAUAUACACUCCUGU